This is a messenger RNA of Chanos chanos (milkfish), 1362 nucleotides long. RefSeq names its product intraflagellar transport 52 homolog (Chlamydomonas) (gene ift52). Lineage: Eukaryota; Metazoa; Chordata; Actinopteri; Gonorynchiformes; Chanidae. The coding region runs from base 1 to 1356 and encodes 451 amino acids. Gene Ontology annotation, biological process: cilium assembly; intraciliary transport. The record is from RefSeq and is a predicted model, not a curated record. The transcript has 13 exons. Gene Ontology annotation, cellular component: intraciliary transport particle B; cilium; centriole.
AUGGAUAAAGAACAGCGUAACAUCGUUGUUUUUAAUGCAUCCAAAAGGGAACUAUUCACGGCCAACAGUGGUUACAAGCUCCUUCAGAAAAAAUUAAGAGCGCAGUGGAAGAUCCAAAGACCUCCAUUCUUGUCCUGCAGCAUUAAAGAGGAGCUCACACUAGAGAAGUUGCUUGGUGUGAAGCUAUGGAUCACUGCUGGGCCUCGUGAGAAAUUCACUGCUUCUGAGUUGGAAGUUCUGAAGCAGUACCUGGACAGUGGUGGAGAAAUCCUUGUGAUGCUUGGAGAAGGAGGAGAGAUGAAAUAUGACACUAACAUCAACUUCCUCCUGGAGGAGUAUGGCAUCAUGGUUAACAAUGAUGCUGUGGUGAGGAAUGUCUAUUACAAGUAUUUCCACCCCAAAGAAGCACUUGUGUCCAAUGGUGUUCUGAACAGAGAAAUCAGUCGCGCUGCUGGUAAAGUAGUAACAGGGGUCAUUGAUGAUGAAAGUACUGGAAACAACACACAGGCUCUUACAUUUGUGUACCCAUAUGGAGCUACACUGAGUGUGAUGAAGCCUGCUGUAGCUGUCCUUUCAACCGGCUCUGUGUGCUUCCCCCUCAACCGACCUGUUCUUGCCUUCUACCAUGCCAAAGAUGCAGGAAAAUUGGCUGUGCUGGGGUCAUGUCACAUGUUUAGUGAUCAGUACCUUGAAAAGGAGGAGAAUAGUAAAAUAAUGGAUGUGGUUUUCCAGUGGCUCAUGACUGACAAUAUUCACCUUAACCAAAUAGAUGCAGAGGACCCUGAGAUCACUGACUACAACAUGUUACCAGACAUGAGACGCCUUUCUGAGAGACUGCGGGUGUGCCUGCAAGAGGGUGAUGAGAACCCGAGAGACUUCACGUCUCUUUUUGACAUGUCUUUACUGAAGCUGUCCACAAAUACCCUGCCCAAUGUCAUCAAGUCUUAUGAGCAGCUCAAUGUCAAACAUGAGCCGCUACAAUUGAUCACACCUCAGUUUGAAACGCCUCUACCACCUCUGCAACCCGCUGUUUUUCAGCCGGCCUUCAGGGACCUACCCCCUCCCAUGCUUGACCUUUUUGACCUGGACGAGGCCUUCUCCUCUGAGAAAGUGCGACUAGCUCAACUCUCAAACAAAUGCACAGAUGAUGACCUAGAGUUUUAUGUGCGAAAAUGCGGGGACAUCUUGGGAGUGUCAGGAAAACUAGACAAAGAACGGAGAGAUGCUAAACACAUCCUAGAGCAUAUCUUUUUCCAGGUGGUGGAGUUCAAGAAACUAAAUCAAGAGCAUGAUAUCGAUGCAACAGAGGCAAGGUUUCAUGAUUCUGAAGCAUUGUCAGCACCCAUCGACCAGUGAGAAAAA